This is a messenger RNA of Contarinia nasturtii (swede midge), 558 nucleotides long. It is a transcript of the gene mRpL52, whose product is annotated as 39S ribosomal protein L52, mitochondrial. Bases 86 to 475 code for a protein of 129 amino acids. The record is from RefSeq and is a predicted model, not a curated record. Gene Ontology annotation, molecular function: structural constituent of ribosome. Gene Ontology annotation, cellular component: mitochondrial large ribosomal subunit. NCBI's taxonomy places the organism in Eukaryota, Metazoa, Arthropoda, Insecta, Diptera, Cecidomyiidae. Gene Ontology annotation, biological process: mitochondrial translation. The transcript is spliced from 3 exons.
CUCGCACAUUGACUUGAAUGACAGUUCUCGUUGUUACACCGAAAAUAUAACCAAGUUGAACAGAUUUCCGCAGAAAAAUUUAAAAAUGAAUCGAUUGCCAGCUAUUCUUUCGAAAUUUUCCAAUCUCCAGCUGAUUGAAAAUGUGGGGAGUAGAGGAAUUCAUGUGACCGGUGCUCAAAUGUCUAUUUCUUGGAGACGAAAUCGCCGUUUGCCAAAGAAUCCAACAUCAUCCGGCCCAUUAACAGAUUUACCUGAUUACACAUACAUGGACGGACGACCCACUCCAUUAGGCGUACGACAAAAGGCCCGAUUGGAUCGUCAACGUGAUAUUGCCGAUAAGAUUGUUAAAGGCCUCUACGAAGUUGAUUUUGCCAAAGAAUUGUAUCAAAAUAAAUUGCGUGCCACCGAAGAGGAACGAAAACAGUUAUUGGACAGUAAAUUGAAGCCAAAAGGAAAAUUGCUGUUAAAAAAAUGAAUAAAUCGUAAAUUUUAGUUGUUUUACAUUGUCUAAAGAGAAUGAAUAGAUCGUAUUGAGAAUAAAAGUGUCCAAAAAUCUCA